Molecule: messenger RNA, 3702 nt
Organism: Cynocephalus volans (Philippine flying lemur)
Lineage: Eukaryota; Metazoa; Chordata; Mammalia; Dermoptera; Cynocephalidae
Product: zinc finger protein 420-like
Exons: 4
Coding region: 1-3240 (1079 amino acids)
Biological process (GO): regulation of transcription by RNA polymerase II
Cellular component (GO): nucleus
Molecular function (GO): RNA polymerase II cis-regulatory region sequence-specific DNA binding; DNA-binding transcription factor activity, RNA polymerase II-specific
Source: RefSeq, a predicted model, not a curated record
AUGUCCCGGAUGUCCCAGACGUUCCCGCGCUGCUCCUCAGAUCCUGGGGUUGGAUUGUGCGUCCCUGAGGCUAUGCUGCCAGAGUGUGCUAUGGGUUUACAAGAGCAACAAAAGAUGAAUAAAUUUCUGGAGUUGGUGUCAUUUGAGGAGGUGGCUGUGGACUUCACCUGGGAGGAGUGGCAGGACCUGAAUGAUGCUCAGAGGACUUUGUAUAGGGAUGUGAUGCUGGAGACCUACAGCAACCUAGUGUCACUGAAUGUCCAGAUCGAUGACCUAGUAGAGAGGAACCAAGAAAGUCAUGGUAGAUGCUUGCAGCAAAUUGUAUUCUCCAACAGCAACACUUCAUCUGAGGAGAGAGUUGUGUUUGGAAAAUCAUUUUAUUUAAAUUCAUAUCAUGUUUUAAAUUGGGUUAUAAAUAAUGGAAACCAUUCAGGAACGGGACAUGAGGACUUUUACAUAUGUCAGAAUGCACUUCUUCCUAGGGAGCCUGAGGAGAUGCCUGCUGGAGAGAAACCUGAUGACCAUCGUACAACUGAAAAAUUGCCCAGACUUCAUGAGCAUCUUAGUCAGCAUGAGCAUCUUAGUCAGCAUCCCAAUAUUCAAUCUGUGCAGCAGCCUUUAGAAUACAGUGGAAAAGGGAAAUCCUCCAACACAGAGCCAAUGAUAUUUACACUUCAGAAGAUUCAUAUUGAUGAGACCACCUAUAAGUAUAAUGAAUACGGGAAAGGCAAUGGUAAGUCAGCUGUCAUUGCCCAAGAAGUAAAUCAGGUAGAAAGGAAAACUUCUCAAUCGGGUAUAUGUGGUGAAGUGUUCUAUAAAAAUUCUGAAGUGACUAAAGAUCAGCUUAUGCACACAGGAGAGAUCCACAUUUUAUAUCAGAGAACUCAUACAGGUCAUAAACCACAUGAAUGUAAAGGAUAUGGAAAAGCUUUUAGCAAAAAGUCACACAUCUGCAGGCAUGGGAGAACUCACACAGGUGAGAAAACAUAUGAAUGUAAAGAAAGUGGAAAAGCUUUUAACCAAAAGUCAGAUUUCAGCAGGCGUGAUAGAAUUCAGAGAGGUGAGAAACCACAUGAGUGUAAAGAAUGUGGGAAAGCUUUUAGUGAAAAGUCACACAUCUGCAGGCAUGAGAAGCCAUAUGAGUAUAAAGAAAGUGGAGAAGCUUUUAACCAAAUGUCAGAUUUCAGCAGGCCUGAGAGAAUUCACAGAGGUGAGAAACCAUAUGAAUGUAAAGAAUGUGGGAAAGAUUUCAGCCUAAAGUCAAACCUCAGCAUUCAUCAGAGAACUCACAUGGGUGAGAUACAAUAUGAAUGUAAAGAAUGUGGGAAAGGUUUUAGUGGAAAGUCAACCCUGAGCAUUCAUCAGAGAAAUCACACAAAUGGGAAAUCAUAUGAAUGCAAAGAAUGUGGAAAAGCUUUUAGCAAAAAGACAUGCCUCAGUAUUCAUCAGAAAAUUCACACAGGUGAGAAACCAUAUGAAUGUAAAGAAUGUGGGAAAGCUUUUAGCCAAAAGUCACACCUCUGCAAGCAUGAGAGAACUCACACAGGUGAGAAGCCAUUUGAAUGUGUAGAAUGUGGAAAAGCUUUUAGCCAGAAGACAUGCCUCAGCAUUCAUCAGAAAACUCAUACAGGUGAGAAACCAUAUGAAUGUAAAGAAUGUGGGAAAGCUUUUAGCGAAAAGUCAAACCUCUGCAAGCAUGAGAGAACUCACACAGGUGAGAAGCCAUAUGAAUGUAAAGAAUGUGGAAAAGCUUUUAGUUACAAGGCAGCCCUCAGCAUUCAUCAGAGAAAUCACACAGGUGAGAAACCCUAUGAAUGUAAACACUGUGGAAAAGCUUUUAUCCAAAAGUCAUACUUCAGUAUUCAUCAGAGAAUUCACACAGGUGAGAAACCAUAUGAAUGUAAAGACUGUGGAAAAGCUUUUUACCAAAAGUCACACCUCUGUAGGCAUGAGAGAACUCAUACAGGUGAGAAACCAUAUGAAUGUAAACACUGUGGAAGAGCUUUUAGCAAAAAGUCAAACCUCUGCAGGCAUGAGAGAACUCACAAGGGUGAGAAACCAUAUGAAUGGAAAGAAAGUGGAGAAGCUUUUUCCGAAAAGUCAGAUUUCAGCAGGCCUGACAGAAUUCACAGAACUGAGAAACCAUAUGAAUGUAAAGAAUGUGGGAAAGCUUAUAGCGAAAAGUCAAACCUCAGCAGUCAUCAAAGAACUCACACAGGUGAGAAACCAUAUGAAUGUAAAGACUGUGGGAAAGCUUUUAGCAUAAAGUCGUGUCUCCAGAGUCAUCAGAGAACUCACACAGGUGAGAAACCUUACGAAUGUAAAGAAUGUGGGAAAGCUUUUAACCAAAAGUCAAACCUCUGCAAGCAUGAGAGAACCCACACAGGUGAGAAAUCAUAUGAAUGCAAAGAAUGUGGAAAAGCUUUUAGUGAAAAGUCAUACCUCAGAAGGCAUCAGAGAAUUCACACAGGUGAGAAGCCAUAUGAAUGUAAAGAAUGUGGAAAAGUUUUUAUCCGAAAGAUAUGCCUCACCAUUCAUCAGAGAACUCACACAGGUGAGAAACCAUAUGAAUGUAAGGAAUGUGGAAAAGCUUUUAGUUACAAGUCAAAUUUCAGCAUUCAUCAGAGAACUCAUACAGGUGAGAUACAAUAUGAAUGUAAAGAUUGUGGAAAAGCUUUUAUCGAAAAGACACGCCUCAGCAGGCAUCAGAGAACACACACAGGUGAGAAAUCAUGUGAAUGCAAAGAAUGUGGAAAAGCGUUUAGUGAAAAAUCGUACUUCAGAAGGCAUCAAAGAAUUCACACAGGUGAGAAGCCAUAUGAAUGUAAAGAAUGUGGAAAAGCUUUUAUCCAGAAGAUAUGCCUCAGCAUUCAUCAGAGAAUUCACACAGGUGAGAAACCAUAUGAAUGUAAAGACUGUGGGAAAGCUUUUAGUGGAAAGUCAUACUUCACCAUCCAUCAGAGAAUUCACACACGUGAGAAAUCAUAUGAAUGUAAAGACUGUGGGAAAGCUUUUAGCCGGAAGUCAUACUUCAUCAUUCAUCAGAGAAUUCACACAGGUGAGAAACCAUAUGAAUGUAAACACUGUGGUAAAGCCUUUAUUGAAAAGACACGCCUCAGCAGGCAUCAGAAAACACACACAGGUGAGAAAUCAUAUGAAUGCAAAGAAUGUGGAAAAGCUUUUAGUGAAAAGUCAUACCUCAGCAGACAUCAGAGAAUUCACAUAGGUGAGAAAUUGUGAGAAAGUAAACAAUGUGCUAACACAGUUCACUGGAUCUCACCAUAAUAGACAUGAACAAAUUCACACAUGGGAAAAUCUGAAUUAAUGUAAUGGCUGUCAGAAAAGGUUUUGCCAUAGGGCCAGCCCUGUGGCUCACUUGGGAGAGUGCAGCCCUGGUAGUGCUGAGGCCGUGGGUUUGAAUCCUAUAUAGGGAUGGCCAGUGCACUCACUGGCUGAGCAUGGCACAGACAACACCAUACCGAGGGUUUCAAUCCCCUUACCAGUCCGGAGAAAAAAGGUUUUGCCGUAAAUCACACCUCAUGCUUCAUCAGAGAGCUACACCAAGAAGAACCCUAUGAAUGCACAACUGUCCCUUGGUAUUGAAGGUUGGAUCCAGGAGCCCCUGUUGAUGAAAACACUUGCAAAUGAUCAAGCAGUUUCUAUAAAUGAUAUACUAUUUCAAUAUUACCUAUGAACUUUUUU